CUUUUGAAACCUCGACCAGUUGUUGUGGAGAUUUAGUCAACGAGGUAUAAUGGCUACUUUCGUAAUACUGUCUAUUCUGUUGAUGCAGUUUGCUGGAAGAUGCUCUUCCUCUGAUCACAUUGAAACAAGAAGCAGGAAGUCACUAUUGGACCUGAACGACAUGCUGUCCACUGUAACAGGCAGGAGUGCUUAUAGUGACUAUAACGGCUACGGCUGUUACUGUGGGAGCGGCGGUCAAGGAACACCAGUUGAUGCGACAGACAGGUGCUGUCAGGCCCAUGAUCGAUGUUACGACCAGUUGACAAAUUGUAGUCCUAAAUGGCAAUCAUACAAAUAUUCAUGUACUGGAAAGAGCUGUACCUGUUCAACCGCCAACAUAGGAUGCGCUAGUCAAAUUUGCAAGUGUGACUUGGUCUUUUCCAACUGCGCCGCCUCGAGCCCGUUUAACGUCCAAUACAAAAACUACAAAGGGAAAUGUUAAAAGUCAGUAUUCGUAAAGAAACAAAACAAGAUGGACUGAGAAAAAUUGGAUUUAGUUUAAAGAAAAUAAAUAAAAUGUAGUGUCUGAAAUCUAGCAUAAAUAAAAGUCUAAACCUCAAA
Molecule: messenger RNA, 600 nt
Organism: Physella acuta
Lineage: Eukaryota; Metazoa; Mollusca; Gastropoda; Physidae
Product: acidic phospholipase A2-like
Biological process (GO): arachidonate secretion; lipid catabolic process; phospholipid metabolic process
Molecular function (GO): calcium ion binding; phospholipid binding
Source: RefSeq, a predicted model, not a curated record